Messenger RNA from Paramormyrops kingsleyae, 1747 nucleotides. Its product is annotated as protein disulfide-isomerase A3. Gene Ontology annotation, cellular component: cell surface; endoplasmic reticulum. Gene Ontology annotation, molecular function: protein disulfide isomerase activity. Lineage: Eukaryota; Metazoa; Chordata; Actinopteri; Osteoglossiformes; Mormyridae. Gene Ontology annotation, biological process: protein folding; response to endoplasmic reticulum stress. The record is from RefSeq and is a predicted model, not a curated record.
AUGAUGCUGCAGUUGCUGCUUCUCUCUGCCCUGGCUGCGGUCACCCGGGCCAGCGACGUGCUGGAGUUCACGGAUGACGACUUUGACAGCAGGAUCGGCCACCAUGAGCUGAUCCUUGUGGAGUUUUUUGCACCCUGGUGUGGUCACUGUAAGCGACUUGCUCCAGAGUAUGAAGCUGCAGCAACACGUCUGAAAAGCAUCGUCGCCUUGGCAAAGGUUGACUGCACUGCAAAUUCCAACGUUUGCAAUAAAUAUGGUGUGAGUGGGUACCCAACCCUUAAGAUUUUCAAAGAUGGAGAAGACUCCGGCAGCUAUGAUGGACCUCGAACCGCUGAUGGAAUCGUGAGCCACAUGAAAAAGCAAGCUGGUCCCGCUUCAUCAGUGAUCAAGAGUGUGGUCGAGUUUGAGAAGUAUAUUGGAGAUCGCGAUGCAAGUGUAAUUGGCUUUUUUGCGGACAGUGGCAGCUCGGCGCAGGCGGACUUCCAGAAGUCUGCCAAUUCCCAGAGAGACUUCUACCGCUUUGCACAUACAAACUCUGAGGAGCUUCUGAAGAAAUAUGACAUAGAAAGCGAAGGAAUUAUCCUGUUUCGACCUGCACGCCUCAGCAAUAAAUUUGAAGAGAGCAGUGUGAGGUUCAGUGAGGAUGCGAUGACCAGUGACAAGAUCAAGAAAUUCAUCCAAGAUAACAUCUUUGGUAUGUGUCCCCACAUGACUGAAGACAACAAGGACCUGAUCAAGGGCAAAGAUCUGAUGGUGGCCUACUACGAUGUGGAUUAUGAGAUGAAUCCUAAGGGCUCCAACUACUGGAGGAACAGGGUCAUGAAGGUGGCCAAAGACUUCUUGGAUCAGGGGAAGCAGAUGAACUUUGCAGUCGCUAAUAAAAACGUCUUCAGCCAUGACCUGUCGGAAUUUGGGCUGGACUCCCACACCGGGGAGCUGCCAGUCGUUGGAAUUCGCUCCUCCAAUGGAGACAAAUAUGUCAUGCAAGAGGAAUUCUCACGUGACGGGAAGGCCCUGGAACGAUUUCUGCAAGACUACUUUGCUGGAACGCUUAAACGCUACCUUAAGUCUGAGCCAAUUCCUGAAAACAAUGACGGCCCAGUGAAGGUUGUAGUUGCUGAGAACUUCGAUCAGAUUGUGAAUGAUGACAGUAAAGAUGUCUUGAUUGAGUUCUAUGCCCCUUGGUGUGGCCAUUGCAAAAACUUGGAACCAAAGUACAAGGAGCUGGGUGAAAAGCUAUCUGGUGAUCCCAACAUUGUCAUUGCAAAAAUGGAUGCCACAGCCAAUGAUGUGCCUUCACCCUAUGAUGUCAGCGGGUUCCCUACCAUUUAUUUCGCCCCAGCUGGUAGGAAGGAAGAUCCCCAGAGAUAUGAGGGUGGCCGUGAGAUCAGCGACUUCAUCUCCUAUCUAAAGAGAGAGGCCACCAAUCCCUUGGUGGUCGGAGAGACUGAGAAGUCAGAGUUGUAGAGCUGAAGAUCUGUGGAAGGCAUGAGUUCUGGAGCCAAAGACUCCAAGUCCAUGUGCACUUAAGCUGCCGUGGUAUCGAAAGAUCAAGUUGGCCAGAAGGCGGCUGUUCUAAGUUUGAGAGCGUUUGUUUGUUUCCCUCUCAAAUGGAUGCACUGUUUUGAUGUUACAGGAUUACCUUUUUUCUAGACGAUUUUUGUGGGGGAGGAAUUUUUUUUUUAUUUUAUUUUUUUAAUCACUUUUGUAAUUUUGGAAGAUGUGAAAUAAAAGUUAUGGACCCGAA